AUGGGAUCAUCACCACCUCCACCUUUAUCUGGUCCUGCAUUACAAGCAGAGCUUGAUCGUUCCUUUCGUCAGAUUGUCGCCGAUGCUUGUGAAUCUCACCCGCAUAUGGCUCACUUUCUCACAAAUUUUCAUUUCAAAGAUGGGAAUAGAAGAUCCUCCCAGAUCGACCAGUUCCUUAGCUCUUCACCAUUUUCCUCUUCUCAACCAAAUCAGCUGGAAUCCAAAAAUGUUUUAUCAGCCAACCCAAAUAAUCCUUCAGUUUCAAUGCAUGCCAACUCCACUCGUUCAUCAAUACCAUACAUUGGCAACUCUCAGAACCCUCCCAGACAGAACAAUGAAAAUCCAGCCACACAACCAAACAUUUUACCCCUGGGAAAUCCAAGGCCUGAUGACCAGAACCCGAUUCGCAAUCAAUCAGCUAUACCACCCAUACCCAUAGAAACCAUACACAGAAUUAUCAAUUCACUACCAACAAACAGAUCCAUUGGUUCAUCGUCCAGUGGAGAAGGAAGCAGUUAUGAUAGAGUUAUCCGACGAGCAAGAUCGAGAGCACCUUGGAAGAGUAUGUACGAGCACAUUGACCUUGGAAGAGUAUGUACCACCCUAGCUGGUGGUAGUUCGUCGAGAAAUCAACCCGAACCGAAUCAAUAUUGUAGAUGCAUCGAGAAAACAGUGAUGGAAGGCCCGGGUAUGCCUUCCAUGAGGACUUGCCUGGUUCAUGAACCUUCCGACGAGCUAUUGGAUUUGUCUAUGUUAACUCCUCAUGUACCACCGCCACCACCAGUUGUACAUCGUAAUGAUUUAAUGGCGGGUUCACUUCCUAGUCAUCACAAUGUUGGAGGUUUGGUUCCUGCUCCACUGAACUCAACCAUCCAGUACGGACUUAAUUUCCAAAGUGAUGAUGUAAUUAGUAGGAUGGCGGGUUCGGUUCAUGGUCAUCAGAAUGUUGGAGGAUUGGUUUCUGCUCCGUUGAACUCUAACAUCCAACAAGGACUUGAUUCCCAAGGGUACCAGAGAGACACUAUAACCUCAAUAUUCGACUUGGAAUGGAAUACCGUCCCCCAACAGCCUACAUCAUUUUCUACUUUUCCAAUUCCGGAAACGGUACCAAAUCCAGAGAUUGAAACGAGGAAUUGGCAGCAUUUUAAUCUGGAAUCACAUAGCGAAGGCACAGGUAAUGCUAGCAAUUUGGGAAGCAGCUCAUUCAUGCAGGAACAAAGCAUUUGGAGCAUUAACACAAUACAGAUGGAUUCUUACAACAACGCUCUGGAAACCUCUGCAUCUAUGAUCCCCUCUUCAUCUUCUGAUGGUGGGCCCACAAUUUACCAAAAUACAACAACAUCAGAAAGAAACAAUACUAAUGGCGUUGAUGAUGAGAACAAGCUUGGAGAAGAGUUAGGACAAAACCAAUGGCCUCCAGAACCAAAUGAGCAAGUCAUUGGAGACGAUGACUUCUCAGAUUUGAUCACAAACUGGCCCGAUCAUCUUCAGUUCAUGAUGGACAACCGAGAUAUACUCGGAUUUGAUAUUGAUGCGCAACAAACAUGA
Molecule: messenger RNA, 1548 nt
Organism: Oldenlandia corymbosa var. corymbosa
Lineage: Eukaryota; Viridiplantae; Streptophyta; Magnoliopsida; Gentianales; Rubiaceae
Source: the annotation of a GenBank genome assembly